Messenger RNA from Symbiodinium necroappetens, 339 nucleotides. Lineage: Eukaryota; Dinophyceae; Suessiales; Symbiodiniaceae. The record is from the annotation of a GenBank genome assembly.
AUGUCGCAGCCCAAGAUGCCCAAGGCAGGAGCCAAGCGGACGGUGUGCAAGCCGCAGUGCUCCGAAUAUCUUUGCACGUUUGCAUGGCGUGCCAUAGCACUGAGCCUUGGAACACCGCCUUCUUACAUCGUUCGCCUGCUCGUUGUGUCAAAGAUGCCCGAAGGAGUUGAUCCAGAGCAGGCAACGUCACACAUUGUAGAGUGGGAGAUGGAGGUUCGCUUGAGUGAGGAGCAUGGUUUUCUGGAGGUGUCUUCCAAGUUGGAAGCAGUCGCAGAUGUGCUGGCAGCCCUAGCGCAGCUCUCUUGCCUGGUGUUCAGGGCCGUUUUAUUCUCAAGCUGA